AUGGACAUUCCUGAGCUGACCUUCGAGGAGAUGCUGGCUACGCUCACAGACUCCGCACCGAGCAACAACACACUCAACGAGCAGCAAAACGCUGGUCAACUCGCCUAUGCUGAUGAUUUUAACCACCAACAGCAAGCCUUCAACGCGCCACAAACCUUCAACACGCCGCAAGCCUUCAACACGCCGCAGAACAACGUCGCCAACAACUUCAACUUCCACACGCAGCGGAUCGAGAACGCGUAUGGCAACGUUACCCACAAUCACCAUCAGGUCACUCCUCUCCCAAUGCUCUCUCACUACAGUGACGAGGGCCUCGAGCUUGCAAUAGAGCAGAACAACCAGCGAACAGAUCGCGGCCUAAGAUCUUUCAACACGUUCCAGGCCGCUCCAGAUUUGCAGCACCACCACCAUGGCUUUCAAGGCCAAAACGAGCUCAUCAAUCAGCUAACUGCCGACGAAGCUGCAUCGUUUCUCAGCCCUACGCUGCAGCCAAAACCUUGGGCUGGGCAACAGGAGAGUGACUUCAACUUCAGGGCGGGAGGUCAAGGCCACCAUCAUUAUGGCCAGGACAACUCAGCCGCCUUCGAUCCUUUCUCUGCGAGUGCUCCGCAUCCACAAUGGAACGACCCGUCGACUUUCCCACUGAUGAACGACAAUACUCAGCAUCUCUUCACUAACACCCACGACGACUUCGCGCAGCAGGGCUUCAACAACGGGUUCAAUCAACGGUAUCCGGAGGAGUCAUUCAAUGCUGAGCUCGAGCGAGAUUGGAGCUACAAAGCACCUCCUGGACAAUUCGCGAGUGGCAUCGUUAAUCGAUUCAACCAUUCGGGUCAACAAGUAUCCACUCCCUCGCAGAGAACUGAUUCUGGGCGUGGUGUGGACAACUAUGACUUUGGUCUUGAUGCGAUUGAUGGCGCGCAGGAACUGAUCGUGCUCGACUCCGACUCGGACUGCGACAACGCUCCGGAACCUCGGACGGGUGACCACACACAGAGAGUUCUCCCUACCUGGGAUCCCUCGAUCAACGACAUCGACUCUGCGAACGCUUGGUUACAUGAGAACAAAGACGAGCUGAGGUUGAUGGAAGUCAAACGCGACGAUGCUGAGGAAGUUGCUGCCAAACUCCCUCAACAUGCGCGCGAGCUAUUCAACGCAUUGCAGGCACCAUAUCCACCUGCACCUCAGAAGUACCAUGACCGCAAAAACGGCGUCGAAUACUACAACAAUCAUCAGGACGGUGGUCUUAACAAGGUCAAUGAACUACUGACCGAGCCCGCGAGCAGCAAGAGAGUACAGUGCAACGCCUUCACCGUACUCCAGAUGGCUGUCGAUGUUCAUCGCAAAGGCCUCCCGAGCUCUCAUCUCGAAGAUGAGAGGAAGUGGAGAGCAGCGCCCUCGGAGUACAAGAUUCGCUGCUCGGAAAGAGUCAGACUGAUACUCAAAGCCGUUACGCAGAGCAAGGCACUCGCGCAUGUAGUCGCAGUCUGGAAUGCGCCCCGGGUCGAGAUGUUGGUUCGCAAUCCGCGAAAGUCCCUUCACUCUAGUUGGGAAGCCAUCUCGAGCAACCAGAACAAGAAGUCGAGAGCACGGCCUGCUAGACCUGCACGGUGUCAGUCAUCAACACCUGUUCCAGACCCAGCAACCUCACGCCGGCGAGCAAAGGAUGCACGCAAUUCGCAGCCGAAGGUGAUCUCGCUCUUGGAUACGGACGAUGAUGAAAACGCUCCGUCUAGUCGGUCUGCCUCAUCGAUGCGAUCUAAGCGCUCACGACCAGCUGAGAUUGACGACGACCAUGAGUCCCAUCUGCGAACAGUGAGGCCUCGGAAGAGACAACGAGCACCAGCCGACUUCUCUUCUGAGGGUAACUUCCAGUAA
Molecule: messenger RNA, 1878 nt
Organism: Zymoseptoria tritici IPO323
Lineage: Eukaryota; Fungi; Ascomycota; Dothideomycetes; Mycosphaerellales; Mycosphaerellaceae
Exons: 1
Coding region: 1-1878 (625 amino acids)
Source: RefSeq, a predicted model, not a curated record